CUGUUUCAGUCUGGGAAGCUUUUAAACGAAACGUGAUUAAAAUCUUAGGUCAUACACAGAAGAGAGACCCCAGUCAACAAUAAGGUGGAAAAGAAGAAUGUUGUCCUUAAACAACCUACAGAAUGUCACCUAUAACCCGAUCAUCCCCUUCGUUGAGACCAUUCCUGGGCAGUUGGUGCCUGGAACUUUGAUUGUAAUACGUGGGCAUGUUCCUGACUAUUCGGACAGAUUCCAGGUGGACUUGCAGUGUGGCAGCAGCGUGAAACCUCGAGCUGACGUCAUCUUUCACUUCAACCCACGUUUCAAAAGGACCCACUGCAUUGUUUGCAAUACUCUGAAAAAUGAGAGAUGGGGACGGGAAGAGAUCACAUACGACAUGCCUUUCAAAAAAGAAAAGUCUUUUGAAAUUGUGAUCAUGGUGCUGAAAGAGAAAUUCCAGGUGGCUGUAAAUGGAAAACAUACACUGCUCUAUGCCCACAGGAUGAGCCCAGAGAAAAUAGACACUCUGGGCAUUUACGGCAAAGUGAAUAUUCACUCAGUCGGCUUCAGCUUCAGCUCGGUGAGUGCCCUGCCGGAGCUUGGGGUCGUCUUAAACGAUUUAAAAAGUACCCAAGCAUCUACUCUGGAACUGACAGAGACAAGUACAGAAAAUGUACAAAAUGCUGGCAUGUCACAGCUUCCCAGUAACAGAGGAGACACUGAUAAAAUCGUACCCAGAAGUGUCUACACCAAGAGCAGAGGUUCUGCUGUCAAUCACACUUUGACUUGCGCCAAAAUACUACCUAUCAACUGUUUGUCAAAGUGUCUGCCAUUUGUUGCGCGGUUGAACUCCCCAAUGGGUGUUGGACGGACUGUCGUCGUCAAAGGAGAAGUGAACAGAAGUGCCAAAGGCUUUAACGUUGAUCUGCUAUCAGGAAAGUCAAAGGAUAUUGCUCUCCACUUGAACCCACGCCUGGAUGCUAAAGCCUUUGUAAGAAAUUCUUUUAUUCAGGAGUCCUGGGGAGAAGAAGAGAGAAACAUCACCUGUUUCCCAUUUAGUCCCGGGAUGUAUUUUGAGAUGAUCAUUUAUUGUGAUGUUAAAGAAUUCAAGGUUGCGAUCAAUGGUGUGCACAGCCUGGAGUACAGACACAGAUUUAAAGCGCUCAACAGUAUUGACACGGUGGAAAUUGAUGGUGACCUCCAGUUACUGGAAGUAAGGAGCUGGUAGCGGACUGGACUGCCGCAAAGACUGAAAUACAAAACGGCUUCUGUAACCCUGGCCUUGUUAAAAUGCAUCUCACUAUCAUUGUAUCGUUUAUACAUACUGUUCAAUGAGCUUCCGUAACAUUAGUCCUCCUGGGCGUUCCCAGCCCUUGUCAUGUAGCGUGGCUUGGUGUAGCGGAGGAGGAGGCAAUCUGAGGCAGCAAGAACUUACAGCCAUUAUUAAGGCCUUUCUCCGUCCCCCACCCUGGCCUCUUGUGUUUGAACUCACUACCCAUCCAACAAGUACUUAUGAAGUGCCUACUGUGAUACAGUAGCAAACACGCACCCGAACCUUUCGCCUGCACUGUGCUGCGAGCUGGGGAUGUAAACAGUGGGGCCCAAAACCACGUUCCCUGUUCUCUUGAGCGCGGAAUCUUCUGUGCGCUGCCCCUGUGCCACUGUUUCUUCUGUAUAAACUCACUAGGGACGUAGAAUUACUCAGCUAUUAAAUCAGCUAAACCAUACUAAUUUAUAGAAGACACUACUCCUGCCCCAGUGAUCAAAUUCAUAACGAGUGUCCUAUCAUCCCAUAGCUGAAGGCUUGAUACUCACUUCCAUCUGGCAGUUUUGUUUAGCAUAUCUAGCUCUACUAGCUAAACGCAUUACCAAAUCAUUAACAUGAUGAAAUAUGAAUACAGCACAAAGAUGAAGGCCAAAAACACCCAAGCAAAACUCCCCAAAAAACAAAUGGUGUUGAAAUUAAUGAUGUCAAUCGCAAGACCACUGAUUUCUGUACCAGUAAAUGCUGAUUUUACAAUAUUUGAAUUUAGGGUUCAAAGGUCUGCAUGUGCCUCUACAGAAAUUUUAAGGUAGAAGAGGAAUUCAAUUUGUAAAACGUUUAUGGGUAACAACGCAUAGUCAAGAUUUGAUUUAAUGAUUGUUUAUAAAAUAGGCACUAUCAGAAAGUCAAAUAUACCAACUGAGACCAAAGCAGAAAGGAACAUAACACCUGUUGUCCACGUGUGAACCUACAGAUUAUUCCACCAUCAUUAGCCACUGAGAUCAAAACAUUGUUCUACUUUAAGUGAUUAAAAUCAAACCUGUAUCAGCAAGUUAA
Messenger RNA from Rhinolophus ferrumequinum (greater horseshoe bat), 2299 nucleotides. It is a transcript of the gene LGALS8, whose product is annotated as galectin 8. Gene Ontology annotation, molecular function: carbohydrate binding. The record is from RefSeq and is a predicted model, not a curated record. NCBI's taxonomy places the organism in Eukaryota, Metazoa, Chordata, Mammalia, Chiroptera, Rhinolophidae. Bases 98 to 1207 code for a protein of 369 amino acids. The transcript has 10 exons.